This is a messenger RNA of Spinacia oleracea (spinach), 2341 nucleotides long. Its product is annotated as asparagine synthetase [glutamine-hydrolyzing] 2. Gene Ontology annotation, molecular function: asparagine synthase (glutamine-hydrolyzing) activity. Gene Ontology annotation, cellular component: cytosol. The coding region runs from base 293 to 1999 and encodes 568 amino acids. Lineage: Eukaryota; Viridiplantae; Streptophyta; Magnoliopsida; Caryophyllales; Amaranthaceae. The transcript is spliced from 14 exons. The record is from RefSeq and is a predicted model, not a curated record.
AUCCAAAUUAAAGGAAAAACGGUCCCACGAAAAUAGAAUACAGAAUAAAAAAAACAGUUGCCAAGAAGGCAAAACCCUAGUUUCAGUGCUAAAUAAAGAAAAACCCAAAACCCCGGAAUCUUUCUGAUUCCAGUACUCAUCAACGGUUCCAAUUGGCGGACUUAUAAAUCCUUCACCAUUUCAGCACCACUAACUUAAUUUCACAUUUCUGAUUCAAUACACAGCAAAGGAAGAGAGAGAAAGCGCUGAGGAGUGAGAAAGCCAAGGAGAGAGAAAGAGGUGGUCCGGCAUCAUGUGUGGCAUUCUCGCGGUCUUCGGAUGCCUCGAUACUUCCCAUACUAAGAGGUCUAGAAUCAUCGAGCUUUCUCGGAGGUUACGUCAUAGAGGCCCUGACUGGAGUGGCAUACACUGUUUUGAGGAUUGUUACCUUGCCCAUCAGCGAUUAGCUAUUGUUGAUCCCACUUCGGGAGAUCAGCCACUUUAUAACGAGGACAAGACAAUUGUUGUCACAGUCAAUGGAGAGAUAUACAAUCACAAACAGUUAAGAGAGAAGCUGAAGCUUAAGUCGCAUAAGUUUCGUACUGGUAGUGAUUGUGAAGUGAUUGCUCACCUUUAUGAAGAGUAUGGGGAAGAGUUUGUGGAUAUGCUGGAUGGAAUGUUCUCUUUUGUACUUCUUGAUACACGUGAUAAAAGCUUCAUUGCUGCUCGUGAUGGUGUUGGUAUUACCCCAAUGUACAUGGGUUGGGGUCUCGAUGGGUCCACUUGGUUUGCUUCAGAAAUGAAAGCAAUAAGUGAUGAUUGUGAACGGUUCAUCGCUUUUCCUCCUGGACAUAUAUAUUCAAGCAAACAGGGUGGAUUGAGAAGGUGGAACAACCCGCCAUGGUACUCAGAGCAGAUACCUUCAACUCCAUACGACCCAACAGUUUUACGUGAAGCUUUUGAAAAGUCUGUACUUAAGAGAUUAAUGACAGAUGUGCCAUUUGGUGUACUUCUGUCGGGUGGAUUGGAUUCAUCACUUGUUGCUGCUGUAGCAUCACGUCACUUGGAAGAAAUGGAAGGAGCUUACCAAUGGGGUUCACAGUUGCACUCCUUUUGCAUUGGACUGGAGGGUUCUCCAGAUCUCGCAGCUGCAAGAGAAGUUGCUGAUUAUCUUGGAACACGUCAUCAUGAGCUUACUUUCACUGUUCAGGAAGGCAUUGAUGCACUUGAAGAGGUUAUAUAUCAUAUUGAAACCUACGAUGUUACAACUAUCAGAGCCAGCACCCCUAUGUUUCUGAUGUCUCGCAAAAUCAAGUCUCUUGGAGUUAAGAUGGUUCUCUCUGGUGAAGGAGCUGAUGAAAUUUUUGGUGGUUACUUGUAUUUCCACAAGGCACCUAAUAAGAAGGAACUUCAUGAGGAAACAUGCAGAAAGGUCAAAGCUCUUCAUCUGUAUGAUUGCCUGAGGGCCAAUAAGUCAACAUCAGCUUGGGGUGUUGAAGCACGUGUUCCCUUUCUGGACAAAGAUUUCAUUAAUGUUGCAAUGAGUAUUGAUCCAGAGUGGAAAAUGAUAAAACGUGAUCAAGGGAGGAUUGAGAAGUGGAUUUUACGCAAUGCUUUUGAUGAUGAUAAAAAGCCGUAUCUUCCCAAGCACAUAUUGUACAGGCAGAAGGAACAGUUCAGUGAUGGAGUGGGAUACAGUUGGAUUGAUGGUUUGAAGGAUCAUGCUAGCAAACAUGUUACAGAUUCAAUGCUAGCUAACGCGAGUUUUAUAUAUCCUGACAAUACUCCAACAACAAAAGAAGGGUAUUACUACAGGUCGAUUUUUGAAAAAUUCUUUCCUAAGAAUGCUGCUAGACAAACAGUUCCAGGUGGUCCAACUGUUGCCUGCAGUACUGCAAAAGCAGUGGAGUGGGAUGCCGCAUGGUCGAAAAAUCUUGAUCCAUCUGGUCGUGCAGCUCUUGGAGUUCAUGACGCUGCUUACCACGAAGAAGAGGCCGGUAAAAAUGAUAUUCCAGUUUAGUGACUCCUGUCAGUCAAGCUCCAGGAGGUCAAGAUGGAGUCAAGACCCACAGUUGUCUAAAUGAGGACUUGUCGCCGGUGCAUUCUCUCUUGAGAAACAAUUUCACGGUGCCUUGUUUCAGGAGGAAUUUAUUGCGUGGACUUCGGGUUGCUUGAAGAUGAAAAAUUAGCGGCAUCUGUUGUUUCUUUCAACUUUAAACAACGCAAAAGAUUAGCGUUUUUACAUCAUUUGUUUUCCUUUUGACAGAUUUGUGCCCUCUUCUGAUUGAGGAUGAAUUUUCUUUGAUCAGGAAUUCUUCUGUAUUGUUAUUUGCUAAUAUUGGCCCUUUUGUUUCCGUCCAAA